ACACCCUCGGGUUGACUGGUGAGAAGAGACAAGGUUCCCGCACUCCACCUUGCGAGAGACCGAGAGAUGUAGGGGUGAAGAAACAGUGUGCCUCUCGUCUGUGACAUUGUGUUUCAUGAUACGGUAACAGUGUGUUCCUCCGCGUCACGACGGUGGUGGCAUCGCGGCGUUGUCUGUGUGUACGUUGUGUUAGCUAGAGUUUUGUGCAGUGUGGUGUCAUCUGCGGUUGAGAGUGCCCGAGACCCCAGACAAGCUAUGGCUGCCAGUAGUUCCUCCGUCGGCAGGAUGAUCACUAGUAAGCUUGACGACCUCCUUACCCAGCUGGGGACGGGUAAAUGGAACGUCUUAUUCUUCAUAGUGAUAGGUUACUGGAAUAUGCACUUGGCGCCACACACUCUGGGUAUAUCGUUCCUAGCGCCCAUGAUGGACUAUAGCUGUGUGCCUCCCGAUCACGCCUUCACCAUCACCUCCAUCACCUACGACGCCGACGGUACCAACCACACAACCAUCGAUAAUUGUCACUACUACAUCAACAUCACUGAGGGCGGUGGAGGGUUUACCAAGAAGCCGUGUGAUAAAUGGGCCUACGACAAUCAUACCUUCGUCUCUACUCUCACCUCAGAGUUUAACCUAGUAUGCUCGUCGGAGUACCUAAGGCCCAUUUACUCAAGCUUGUACAUGUUUGGUACCCUUGUUGGAGCACCUAUGAAUGGAAUACUCUCUGACAGGUAUGGGAGGAAGACCAUGUUAUCUAUCGGUCUCUUUGCUUACUUCUCAAUAGCCACAGCAUCAACCUGGAUUCCCGUCUUCUCCGGUAUCCUGGUUGUUCGGUUUAUCCUCGGUCUUUUCCACCCAGUCGUCUUGCAGUCUGGAUAUAUAUUAGUAAUGGAAGUCACGGAGCCUCGGUAUAGAUCUGUGGUGGGGAUCCUCAUAUCCUUACCCUGGGCAAUAGGAACAGUAGCCUGGGGCGCCAUCGCCUACUUUCUCAGGGACUGGAAGUGGCUCCAACUGGCAGUGACCCUCCCUGUCUUCCUCCUCCUCCCUCUCCUCUGGUUCAUCGACGAGUCUCCCCGUUGGCUUAUAGUGAAUGGACACAUCGACAGAGCCCACAAGGUACUGAAGAAGGCUGCCCGCUGGAACCAUUCCUCACUGCCACCCGCCGAGGAACUCACCAUUCUCAUGAGGGCAAUACAGAAGGAGUCAGCCACAGCGAAGGAUGCAGCGAGGGAGGAACACGGCGAGCUCACUUGUAAACAAAGAGUGUGCAACAGUAUACGGAGACUCUUCAUUCUCUUCAGGACCCCGAAACUACUGCUGAUAACGGUGAUGCUGUGUUUCAAUUUCUUCUCUGUUGGUAGCAUCUAUUAUGGGAUGAGUCUCAAUGCCGUCAACUACAGUGCUGAUCCUCACGUGUAUAUGAUGUUGGGCGGUGUAGUGGAAAUCCCAGCAUACACCGUCACGGCUCCUAUCAUCGCUCGUUUUGGCAGAAAAUGGCCAAAUAUUGUCUUUUAUCUCAUCUGUGGUUCCGUCAUCAUGGCUCUGGCUUUCAUACCCUCAAAUAUCAUGUGGCUAGUGAUGACUCUGGCCAUGAUAGGUAAAAUGUGUAUCAGUGCUGUAUACCAAAUCCUGUACCUCUACAGUAUGGAGCUCUUCCCUACAGAAGUCCGUCUACAGGGACUUGGAAUAAGUACCAUAGCCUCGCGGAUUGGUACCAUAGUAUCACCCUUUGUUACAGACUACCUGGGGCCACUGUACUCGUGGGUGCCAUCUCUGGUAUUCGGGGUGGUGGCACUACUCUCUGGGGUAUCCAUGCUGCCCCUGAAAGAGACCCUUGGCACUAAGAUACCUGAUACUAUUACGGACCUGGAGAACCCUGGUCAUCAACUAAUCCUCAGUGCCAACUCUCCACACUCACCCCAGUGCCAGUGCCAACUCUCCACACUCACCCCAGUGCCAACUCUCCACACUCACCCCAGUGCCAACUCUCCAAACUCACCCCAGUGCCAACUCUCCAAACUCACCCCAGUGCCAGGAGUGCCAGUGCCAACUAAACUCACCCCAGUGCCAACUCUCCACACUCACCCCAGUGCCAACUCUCCAAACUCACCCCAGUGCCAACUCUCCACACUCACCCCCAGUGCCAGUGCCAACUCUCCACACUCACCCCAGUGCCAACUCUCCAAACUCACCCCAGUGCCAACUCUCCACACUCACCCCCAGUGCCAACUCUCCAUAAGAGUAGUAAAGUCCUCUUGUUUCUUCUACUCACUGUAUUCCCUCUGGUGUUGCGGCUCCUUCAGAAUGGUUUCCUCUACCAGCACUUUUGACGAUCUCCUGACAGAGUUGGGUACCGGCAAAUGGAACUAUAUUUACUUCUACGCCGCCUCCCUCUGGUUCUGCAUCAUCCCACCCCAGGCGCUAAGUGGUACCUUCCUUGCUCCCGCCAUUGGCUACAGCUGUCGCCCUCCUUCGCAUUAUAUCAACGCCACCCUUUCAACUGACUCCUGCAGUUAUCUGGUCAACACGACGGCGACCAGUUGGGAGGCGGUGAAGGAGAGAUUGCAGAAGGAGGAGGAGGAGGAGGAGUGGGUUCCUUGUACUAUGUGGGACUUCGAUACUUUAGUCUUUUCCUCCACCCUGACCUCUGAGUUCGGUCUGGUGUGCGAGAGACAACACCUGAGAGCCUUCUAUCAAAGCAUAUUCAUGAUAGGUAACUUCAUCAGUCCUAUACUGGGUGGAUACCUUGCCGACAGGUUCGGCCGUAAGAUUGUGUCCGGAUCCUUACUUCUGGUGCUGACUACCGUUGGCAUAGCGAUCUGUUGUUUGAAUAACUUCGCUGCUAUCCUCGCUUGCCGUUUUAUCCUGGGCUGUGUUAACCUUUCCACCUUCUACGUCCUUGCGAUGGAGGUAUGCGAAACUAAACACAGAUCGAUUGUAGGCAUUAUGUCGGCUCUGCCCUGGGCAUUCGGUACCAUGGGUUGGGGAGGUGCCGGGUAUCUGAUCCGUGACUGGCGCUGGUUACAACUAGCCAUUACUUUACCUUCCAUACUGCUGUACCCUGCCUUAUGGUUCAUGGACGAGUCGCCGCGGUGGCUGAUCGUGAGGGGGCAACAUAACCGGGCCAUGAAGGUGCUGGAAAAGGCCGCCCGCUGGAACAAGGCCACAUUACCUCCCCGGGACCAACUGCUUGCCAUGAUGAAGGAGAUCCAACAGAGUGCUGAUUAUGGGGAAGGGUUACGACACAGCCACCACCACCUGGGGGUCGAAGAGGAGGGCGGAGAGGUGGGGAAGAAGGAGGGGCAGAAGGGCAGGGAAGUGACGAAGAGAAGGUGUGGUCGACAUCUACUGCCACGCCUCUGUAGUAAUCGGCCUAUUCGUGUUAUCGUCAUCAUCAUGUGUGUGGAUUUCUUAGUCGCAUCUAUGGUGUUCUACGGCUUGAGUCUCAACGGCGCCUCCCUAAGUGCCGAUCCAUUUCUAUACUUGGUGCUGACUGGUCUAAUGGAGGUCCCUGCCUAUACCCUGACGGUGCCGAUCAUUGCUCGUUUCGGCAGAAGGAUUCCCACCGCUUUAGGUUAUUUCGUCAGUGCUAUAUCGAUCCUCACUCUGGCCUUUAUUCCUUUAGAAAUAUCCUGGUUGGUGAUGACACUGGCUAUGUUAAGUAAGAUGUGUAUCACUGCCGCCUACCAGACACUUUAUGUUUACGUGACGGAGCUACUGCCUACAGAGGUCCGUAUCCAAGGCAGUGGGGCAGUCAAAGUUUCAGCCAGGAUAGGGUCUACUGUCUCUCCUUUCAUCACUGACUACCUGAGUUCGGUAGUUGCUUGGGGACCGGCGCUGGUAUUCGGUGGGGCGUCAAUGGUAGCUGGCUUGGUGACUUUAACUGUCUCAGAGACCUUAGGCACUCCGCUACCCGACACCUUGGCGGAUCUUCUUCCCAAACCCCAAAAAACUAGUGCCCGCGAGUCUGAUCUUGAGGGGGACACUAAGGAGAUGGUGAGCCUUAUGACUUAGCAUGUCGCCCUCCAGGUCUUAGUUGAGGACGACCUGUAAUAAAUGGGAGUUUUAAGUCGAGGUUCAACAUGUGGUUUAAGUUCUGUGAUAGGGUUUUUUCCGAGAAGGUUCUUUUGUGGGUUUUGAGUGUUGAGUUUUGCAUUACGUGUCAAUAAAUGAAUUGGGGUUUAAUUUUUUUUUAUCUUGCAGGGGUUCAAAGUGUUUUUUUUUAAGUAUUUUGUCAGAGAUUUAACCCCUAUCUCCCCUCUCGCAAUUUCAAAUCAUCAAAAGGUUCAAUUGGUCAGUUUGUUAGAUGUUCAAUGCGCAUUUAAAAGGUGCAACACACACAUCUGAAGUUCAAUUACUCAUUCGUGUUCACUCUUCAUCAACUAUCCAACAUUAAGCACUGGUUCAACUUACACCAAAGGUUCAAUUUUCAUUAAUACUUAACAUUCAACACUUAUGAGAGGUUCAACACACACAGGAAGAGGUUCAACAUACACAUAUGAGUCAUUGAACACAUCAACAAAGGUACAACGUCUACGGCAAAUCUUAAUAAUUAAUUCAGUCAGGUAAUAAUCUUCCCCCUCCCUUCUCCUCUCUUCCCUUCCCCCCCCCUCUCCUUUAACUCACCUCCCUCCCCGUCUCUCCCAUUCCCCUUCCUCUCUCCCCGCCCUUCAUCUCCCCCCCACCCUCUCACAUAUUUUGAUCCAACACUACAUAGAACUUAACCUCAAUAAAGACUUGAAUACUCUACAGACACUAUUUAAAGGAUCGAGUUCGCUUCUCUAAUUUUAAGUACAAGUUUAAAUUCUCUAUAUAUUGUAAACAAUUGUAUCUCAUGACGUUUUUUAUUCCUUCUAUGUAAUUCUAAUCAUAAAUAAAUGUUUCUCGAUA
Homarus americanus (American lobster) is the source of this 4887-nucleotide messenger RNA. RefSeq lists its product as uncharacterized. Gene Ontology annotation, cellular component: membrane. Gene Ontology annotation, biological process: transmembrane transport. Gene Ontology annotation, molecular function: transmembrane transporter activity. The transcript has 25 exons. Bases 256 to 4011 code for a protein of 1251 amino acids. The record is from RefSeq and is a predicted model, not a curated record. Lineage: Eukaryota; Metazoa; Arthropoda; Malacostraca; Decapoda; Nephropidae.